GCAGAGGGUCCCGGUGGCGUGUUUGUGUCACGAGAAGUCAACGUCAAUAUCUGUCUGCAUUCGUUCACAGAGGUGUAGGGUAGCUCUAGAAACGAGAUUGAAUCGACGAAACAGAAAAGUUGAUUCGGGAUCUGUGAAGUCUCUUCAUGGCAGUCAGAAGGGGACACAUUAGAUACUUAAAAGAGGUGCAUGACAUGUCUAACGGUUACGAAGAUCACAUGGCCGAUGAAGGCAAAGAUGCCAGAACAAACCUUAUUGUCAAUUACCUGCCCCAGAACAUGACCCAAGAUGAACUGCGCAGCCUCUUCAGCAGUAUUGGGGAGGUAGAGUCUGCCAAGCUCAUCCGGGAUAAAGUGGCAGGUAACGGCCACAGUUUAGGGUACGGAUUUGUUAACUAUCUUAACCCUAGUGAUGCAGAAAGGGCAAUCAAUACACUCAAUGGGCUGAGACUACAGUCUAAAACUAUCAAGGUGUCUUAUGCCAGACCAAGCUCAGACACCAUAAAGGAUGCCAACCUGUACAUUAGUGGACUGCCCAAAACCAUGACGCAGAAAGACGUGGAGGACAUGUUUACCCGCUAUGGUCGAAUCAUUAACUCACGCGUUCUCGUUGACCAGGGAACAGGUGAGUGCAGUAUGUCGCGAGGUGUGGCAUUCAUUCGCUUUGACAAGCGAGCAGAGGCUGAAGACGCCAUUAAGGACUUGAAUGGCCAGAAACCACCUGGUGCCACAGAGCCCAUCACCGUGAAGUUCGCUGCCAAUCCCAACCAGGCGAAGAACUCUCAGAUCAUCUCGCAGAUCUACCAUGCACAGUCCCGACGCUUUGGAGGGCCCGUUCACCACCAGGCCCAGAGGUUCAGGUUCUCCCCCAUGAGUGUGGACCAUAUGAGUGGCAUCUCGGGGGUGAAUGUCCCCGGGAACUCCACCUCUGGCUGGUGCAUCUUCAUCUACAAUCUGGGCCAGGACGCCGACGAGGGCAUUUUGUGGCAGAUGUUCGGCCCGUUUGGAGCCGUUACCAACGUCAAAGUCAUCCGAGACUUUAACACCAAUAAAUGCAAAGGGUUUGGAUUUGUGACCAUGACAAACUACGAGGAGGCGGCAAUGGCCAUUGCUAGCCUCAAUGGUUAUCGCCUUGGGGACAAAAUCUUACAGGUGUCUUUUAAAACAAACAAGUCUCACAAGUAAAUGUAAGACCCAGAUGAAGGAGAGAUCUCAAGUUUUUCAGCCGAAAAAGAGAGGUUGGCACUGUUUAAAUGCUAAUGUUUUUUUAAGUGUAAUCCACUCCGUGCAUUUUCAAGUUUUACAAUACUCGUAGAAGUCUAAUGGAAAGUAGACAUUUUUCAAUCUGUUGGAUGAUGCGACAAAUGUUUUAAAUGUGUUCCGCAUCUCCGAAAUUAUAUAGACCAACUCCAUAUUUCAAAAAGACUUGUAGUUUCUGUCUGAUAAUGUCACAAUGUGCCAUAUAUGUGGUGAAAAUGCAAGGCAUGCUGUCUUUUAAGACUCUGAUCUACUGUCCACAGCACUACGGGGGAUUUCACGAGUCCAAGAUAGUUUGGAAACAAGAUGCCUUAAUUUUAUUUCCCCUCUAGUCCCUCCCCACCUCUGACUCUGGUUCAGAGAAGUUGUCACAUGUUGAUCUGUAGAUUUGCAUGACUAUCAGUCACCAAGUAACACUGUAGUCCAGGAGCUCUUCUCAGAGCAAUAUCAGAGUUUUUAAAAGUACAGUUUUCUUGGCACGUGACUUAAAAAAAAACCAAGAAAAACGAAAGAAAAAAACUUUCAUGGUCAACGUGUGGGGUGUAGCGCUGUUGCGUUUCUUAGUGCAUAAACAGGAGCGGAUGUUUUUUUUUUUUUUCUUUUUCUUUUUUAUUAACUUGUAAUUUUACGAAAGGGACCCAGAGAAAAGACACUAAGUAAAGAAGGACCAAAGAAAUCAAUUGAAGGUGUCAUUUUCCUCUCAAAACAAAAAUUGGGGCAACACUGCACCCCCCUCCCCCCAAACUCAUUGGAAUUAUCUGGAUACAAGGAAGGUACUAAAUAUCUGUUUAAAAUGUCAUAUUUGAAGUUUGGUGUUCUCUUGUGAAAUGUUUGCUUUGUGUCUGAUAAGAAUCUUUUUUUUUUUUUUGCCUGCGUGAAAGUCAAAUUUGCUUCUUUUUUUUCUCUAAGAAGUGUAGUUAAAUAUGAAAGAGGCUGUUUAAUUUUUCUACAUACUAAUAAUCCCUGACAUUUCUGGAGACUGCCUUGUGAUUUUAUUGAUUUUUCUUUCUUUUUCCCUUUCUUUUGCUUUUGUGAUUUCCUCUGUUUUCAUUGUUUCACUUGGCAUUUGCUAUCAUUAAAUUUUAUUUCUUUUUGGCGACCUUUUUUGUUUUGUUUCAUUUUUUUAAAUUGAUUUCACUCAUCCAUUUUGGUUUGUUAGUGUAGUUAUGAUAGAGGUGACAGCCUGGAGAGGGACUCACCACCAUGUUCAGCGGAGGCUCGGUUAAACUUGCUCCAGCUUUAGAAUUUUCUUUUCCCUCCAUGAGAGGCUUUAGACAGCACGUACGUUACUCGAGCCUGCUGUUGGCCCAAAUCAGUUUAAGAUCUGGCAUUAACCAGUGGAUGCCUUGGAACACUCAAGUCAUGUCCAUUUAUUUGAAUCGUCCAAAACUGUCUCUGAAUAUGGGAUAUUCUGACAUUUGUCACCAGCAGGAGUAUAUAUAGUUUAAGUGUUUUGCGCAAGCAGUGAAGCAGACAGUUGUCAUACAGAAUUAGUCAGAGAUCCAAGCACUCAAUCCCUCAACCCAGCAAGAAUUGAAUGGAUGAAUGAAUAAGAUUGAUACUAUUUUACUGGGAAACAUGAUGUCGAAAGAGGAUAUUAAUAUCACUUGGCUUCUUAAAAUAAUGGCUUGAGAUGUAAAGAUGAAAAUAUUUUUUGCAGGUAAGAUGGGCUUUCAAGUUGGUUUACUUUAAAUGUCAGUGGAGCACAAGGAAAGGGUCACAUCAUGAAAACACAUAGGUGAUGCCCACAAAUAUCCUGGUUCCAUUCAAGUGAUUGCUGGGCAGUGUUAGAACCACAUGAUUUAAUUACCGUAUUUAAGCAAAACUAACCUCACAGUUUUGCACUCCUGUCUGUUCUUGAUUUAGAAUAAGUGAUGCUUCUGCCAAGUAAUCAGGAACCAGGGUUUGUGCAAACUUAGUGUUAGUCAAGUGUCGAUUGGAAGAGUAUUGUCAGUCAGUUGAUUUUUAAUUUUGUUGCUGCAUGACAAACCAUCACCUGAGUCCUUUUUCCUGCUGUGAGGUUAAAACAGUGCCCUCUUGUGGCAAAAUCAGAGCAUCCACACAUGGAUUUUACUUCAGUUUCCCUUCUUACUUUAUUGCAAAUAUCAUAUCUGUUCAUUUGUAUUUAAAUGGGUUCCUUUUUCGAAGCCUUCAUUUUGUAUGAGAAGGGGAAAGAUUGGAGAGGGGAGAUUCACAACUUAUUUAUUUCUGUCAUCGUGUGUGGUUUUACAUGUUUGUACAUUUUCUUCUGAGCAUUUAUUUUACCGUUGAAUGAUUUGAAGUCUGUUUUGCAUCUGUAGUAGGAAACCUCUGUGGCGAGAUAAUGUCUAACAUAAAUUUGUAUAAAAUAAAACAGGCCUGAGAUAAUA
This is a messenger RNA of Sardina pilchardus (European sardine), 3625 nucleotides long. It is a transcript of the gene elavl1a, whose product is annotated as ELAV like RNA binding protein 1a. Gene Ontology annotation, molecular function: RNA binding. The record is from RefSeq and is a predicted model, not a curated record. The coding region runs from base 147 to 1184 and encodes 345 amino acids. Gene Ontology annotation, cellular component: ribonucleoprotein complex. Lineage: Eukaryota; Metazoa; Chordata; Actinopteri; Clupeiformes; Clupeidae. The transcript has 7 exons.